Solea solea (common sole) is the source of this 2334-nucleotide messenger RNA. Its product is annotated as protein NLRC3-like. The coding region runs from base 193 to 2271 and encodes 692 amino acids. The record is from RefSeq and is a predicted model, not a curated record. Gene Ontology annotation, molecular function: protein binding. The transcript is spliced from 4 exons. NCBI's taxonomy places the organism in Eukaryota, Metazoa, Chordata, Actinopteri, Pleuronectiformes, Soleidae.
AACUCCACCCUUCUGAAUGAGAUCUUCACAGAGCUCUACAUCACAGAGGGAGGGACUGGAGAGGUCAAUGAAGAACAUGAGGUCAGACAGAUUGAAAGAGCUUCCUGGAAACCAGACAGACCAGAAACAUCCAUCAGACAAGAAGACAUCUUUAAAGCCUCAGCUGGAAGAGACGGACCAAUCAGAAGAGUGAUGACAAAGGGCGUGGCUGGCAUUGGGAAAACAGUGUUAACACAGAAGUUCACUCUGGACUGGGCUGAAGACAAAAGCAACCAGGACGUACAGUUCAUGUUUCCCUUCACCUUCAGAGAGCUGAAUGUGCUGAAAGAGAAGAAGUUCAGUUUGGUGGAACUCAUCCAUCACUUCUUCACUGAAACCAAAGAAGCAGGAAUCUGCAGGUUUGAAGACUUUAAGGUGGUCUUCAUCUUUGAUGGUCUGGACGAGUGUCGACUUCCUCUGGACUUCCACAACACUGAGAUCCUGACUGACGUCACAGCGUCCACCUCAGUGGACGUGCUGCUGACAAACCUCCUCAGGGGGAAACUGCUUCCCUCUGCUCGCCUCUGGAUAACCACACGACCUGCAGCAGCCAAUCAGAUCCCUCCUGACUGUGUGGACAUGGUGACAGAGGUCAGAGGGUUCACAGACCCACAGAAGGAGGACUACUUCAGGAAGAGGUUCAGAGAUGAGGAGAAGGCCAGGAGGAUCAUCUCCCAUAUCCAGACAUCACAAAGCCUCCACAUCAUGUGCCACAUCCCAGUCUUCUGCUGGAUCACUGCAACAGUUCUGGAGAACAUGUUGAAAACCAGAGAUGGAGGAGAACUGCCCAAGACCCUGACUGAGAUGUACAUCCACUUUCUGGUGGUUCAGUCCAAAGUGAAGAAGGUCAAAUAUGAUGGAGGAGCUGAGACAGAUCCACACUGGAGUCCAGAGAACAGGAAGAUGAUUGAGUCUCUGGGGAAACUGGCUUUUGAGCAGCUGCAGAAAGGAAACCUGAUCUUCUAUGAAUCAGACCUGACAGAGUGUGGCAUCGAUAUCACAGCAGCUUCAGUUUACUCAGGAGUCUUCACUCAGAUCUUUAAAGAGGAGAGAGGCCUGUACCAGGACAAGGUCUUCUGCUUUGUCCAUCUGAGUGUUCAGGAGUUUCUGGCUGCUCUUCAUGUUCAUCUGACCUUCAUCACCUCUGGAACAAAUCUGUUGUCAGAACCAACAACGAGCCAGUUGACCAGACCGUUUAGAAAAAAACCUAAACUGAAUCAUCUGCACCAGAGUGCUGUGGACGAGGCCUUACUGAGUCCAAAUGGACACCUGGACUUGUCCCUCCGCUUCCUCCUGGGUCUUUCACUGGAGACCAAUCAGAAGCUCUUGAGAGGUCUAGGCUGUAAACUCUCAGAGAGAAGCUGUGAAGCUCUGUCCUCAGUCCUCAGCUCUGUGUCCUCUAGUCUGAGACACGUGGACCUGAGUAACAAUGACCUGCAGGAUCCAGGAGUGAAGCUGCUGUGUGAUGGACUGAAGAGUCCUCACUGUUCUCUGGAGACUCUCAGUCUGUCCGGUUGUCUGGUCUCAGAGGAAGGAUGUUCUUCUCUGACCUCAGCUCUGAACUCCAACCCCUCCCAUCUGAGAGAACUGGACCUGAGUAACAAUGACCUGCAGGAUCCAGGAGUGAAGCUGCUGUGUGAUGGACUGAAGAGUCCUCACUGUUCUCUGGAGAUAAACUGCAGCUGUGUCUCGUUGUCUUCAUCAGAUUCAUGUGAACUGGAACUGGACACAAACACAAUGAACAGAAAACUCAAACUGUCUGACGACAACAGGAAAGUGACCGGUGUGAGAGAAGAUCAGUCGUAUCCUGAUCAUCCAGACAGAUUUGAGUUCUGGCCUCAGCUGCUGUGUAGACCUGGUCUGACUGGUCGCUGUUACUGGGAGGUCGAGUGGAGAGGAAGAGUUUAUAUAUCACUGAGUUACAGAGGAAUCAAGAGGAAAGGCCACAGUUUUGACUGUGUGUUUGGACGUAAUGAUCAGUCCUGGAGUCUGAUCUGCUCUGAUGCUCAUGGUUACUCUGUCCUUCACUGUAGGAAACAAACACCCAUCAUGUCCUCUGUCUCUCACAGAGUAUCAGUGUAUGUGGACUGUCCUGCUGGGACUCUGUCCUUCUACAGCGUCUCCUCUGACUCACUGAUCCACCUCCACACCUUCAGGACCACAUUCACUGAACCGGUUUAUCCUGGGUUCUGGGUCUGUCCUGGUUCCUCAGUGUCUCUGUGUCCUCUGUAGGACAUGAAGAGACAGCAGCUUCAGUGGUGGACGAGGUCAAAGCUCGUCUCAGUCAUUCUUUGU